Cydia pomonella (codling moth) is the source of this 1455-nucleotide messenger RNA. RefSeq names its product 17-beta-hydroxysteroid dehydrogenase 13-like. The record is from RefSeq and is a predicted model, not a curated record. Gene Ontology annotation, molecular function: oxidoreductase activity, acting on the CH-OH group of donors, NAD or NADP as acceptor. The transcript is spliced from 7 exons. NCBI's taxonomy places the organism in Eukaryota, Metazoa, Arthropoda, Insecta, Lepidoptera, Tortricidae. Gene Ontology annotation, cellular component: lipid droplet. The coding region runs from base 88 to 1017 and encodes 309 amino acids.
UAACUAUUUUAUCAUAAUUAAGUAGAAGAGUGGAGUAAACACAUUAGUGUUAUUCUUUCACUGGACAUAGUUUGAGCAGGAUCUAAAAUGGCAGAGGAGCCAACUGUCAUCAGAGUCUGGCUGUUGACGGUCGAGGUGAUAUCGACUCUGUUAAGGAUUAUUUUCGAGCUGGCUCGGGGCAUUUAUCUUUCAUUCAUGCCACGUGCUCCGAAGGAUGUUUCGGGAGAAAUUAUACUGAUUACAGGAGCAGGACACGGCAUGGGCCGUGAGGUGGCCAUUAGGUUUGCCAAUCUGGGAGCUACCAUCGUAUGUGUGGACAUCAACCAGGAGAGCAACCAGGAAACUGUUGACUUGAUCAAGGAGGCUAAGGGCACUGCUCUCAGAUUCGAGGCAGAUGUCACAGAUCGCGAAGCAGUAUUCAAACUAGCCCAGAGAGUUACCAUCGAAGUUGGAGACGUCACGAUCCUGGUGAACAACGCCGGUAUCAUGCCCUGUAAGCCUCUGCUGCGGUGGUCGGAGAAGGAAGUGCGCUCCACCAUGGAUAUUAACGUGAAUGGGAACAUUUGGAUGAUCCAAGCCUUCCUCCCCACAAUGCUGGAGCGCAACUAUGGCCACAUCGUAGCCAUGUCGUCCAUAGCCGGUAUGAUGCCCGUACCCAACCUAGUGCCCUACUGCGGCUCUAAGUUCGCCGUCAGAGCCAUCAUGGACACACUAGCACUGGAGCUUCAGAGCCAGCCGAGAGAUGCAAGUGGACUCAAGUUCACCACCAUCUGCCCCUUCGUGGUCAACACGGGUCUCUGUCACCGGCCGAAGUCUCGCUUCCCCGCGCUCAUCAAAACCGUGGAGACUGCAGAUGCUGCUGACAAAAUCGUGGAUGCUGUCCGACGAGAGAUCAGAGAAAUAUCCAUACCAGGGGACCUGCAUUACCUUGUCAGGUACUUCAUGUGGCUGGUGCCGUUCCCUGUCGUCAAGAUCAUCAACUCGUUCAUAGACGCUGGCGUCAACCCACACGACUAGAAGAGUAAAAAUUAUGGAAUAAAAAAGGAAUGAAAAACUAUCGCAGUAACUGAAGAAUAAAAAAGUAACGUCGAGAAUAAGGUCAACCGAUCGUUCUACCUCGAACUACCAAAGCUUACCCAACUAGAAUGCCUAGCGACAUCUAACGUGAGAGUACAAGACUAAUUAACGAAAUUGAUGACUCAAAUUGGCAGUUUGAAAAAUAAAGUUAUAAAAUUUCUAGUCUAGGUAGUCUAGCUUUUAAGUAGGUACUAAUAAUAAUUUAGAAUAGGUAUCAUUCGCAUUUAAAGGUAUGCCACAAUAUGCUAUUUUUAUAUACCAAAGAAACUUUAUAAGUUUAACCAUAAUGCUGUUAGACUUAUGAACAACCAUGUACAUAUUUUGUGUCCAUUUACAUAGUAAAUCUAUAUAGGUAAAACCAAUAAAUAUUAUAAUUAA